This is a messenger RNA of Vigna radiata var. radiata (mung bean), 743 nucleotides long. RefSeq lists its product as uncharacterized. Gene Ontology annotation, molecular function: zinc ion binding. The record is from RefSeq and is a predicted model, not a curated record. Lineage: Eukaryota; Viridiplantae; Streptophyta; Magnoliopsida; Fabales; Fabaceae. Bases 101 to 511 code for a protein of 136 amino acids. The transcript has 2 exons.
AUUGAUGGUUAUUGUUCCCAAGUUUAAAAGCAAUGGUUAGGGUUUGUGGUUAUUUGCUCCAGAGUUUUCGAAAGUUAAAAGGUUAGGGUUAGGGUUUGGAAUGGCUUCUUCACAAAGUGGUUGUUCUUGUUCGAAGACAACGGGCAAAGGAGCUUCGCAUUCAUCACAGGGUGCUGUUUCGAGGGGUGUUGGGAUAACCCCUAUUUGCCACUGUGGUGAUUUUGCUGUACUGAAAGUUGCGAAAACUGCAAAGAAUGCUGGGAGGCAAUUUUGGGCAUGUCGUCAUUAUAAGGGUGCAUUUACAAGUGGGAUGUCAUGUAACUUUUUCAAGUGGUGUGGUGAAGAGAACGCUGAUGAUAGAGAUGGUACAAAUGUGAGGCAAAGCAACAAGAGGACCACUGAUAUCGAAAGUAUUGUGAAAGAGUUGCAGAGAAAGAUGAAGUUCUUAGUUGGAGUUGUGGUUGUUCUUAUUGUGCUUAACAUCAUCAUAUUGGGGCUGUGUUUAGGUUGAUGUUAGGUGACCAAUGUGCAAUGUAUGUUGUGUUCAUGUAUUUUGAGUUGAUGUUGUAAUAUUUUGACUGCCUUUAGGUUGAUGUUAGGUGGGCAAUCUGCAAUCAAUGUUGUGUUUGUGUAUUAUGAGUUGGUGUUGUAAUAUCAGUGAACCAUCUGGGUUAGUACAAUAAAAUUCGUAGUAGUCCUCAGUUUGGUUUAAAAUUGUGUAUUGUGGUCCUCACUUUGGGUUA